AUGGGGCAAUCGGCGGCGGCAGCGGCCUCGAGCCUGGCACCCGGUGGCCUUCUCGGUUUCCAAAUUGGGAGCCCCCACUUAGUGGGACUGGAAACCAAGGGCUCUGCUCUGGCAGCAGGGCACGGGGGUGUGAACCAGCUUGGGGGGGUGUUUGUGAACGGCCGACCCCUACCCGACGUGGUGAGGCAGCGCAUCGUGGAGCUGGCCCACCAGGGUGUGCGGCCCUGUGACAUCUCCCGGCAGCUGCGGGUCAGCCAUGGCUGUGUCAGCAAAAUCCUGGGCAGGUACUACGAGACUGGCAGCAUCAAGCCUGGAGUGAUUGGUGGCUCCAAGCCCAAGGUGGCAACGCCCAAAGUGGUGGACAAGAUUGCUGAAUACAAGCGUCAGAACCCGACUAUGUUCGCCUGGGAGAUCCGUGACCGGCUGCUAGCUGAGGGCAUCUGCGACAAUGACACAGUUCCCAGCGUCUCAUCCAUCAACAGGAUCAUUCGGACCAAAGUUCAGCAGCCUUUCCACCCAACACCGGAUGGCGCAGGGACAGGAGUGACUGCCCCUGGCCACACCAUCGUUCCCAGCACGGCCUCCCCUCCUGUUUCCAGCGCCUCUAAUGACCCAGUGGGUUCCUACUCCAUCAAUGGGAUCCUGGGGAUUCCUCGCUCCAAUGGUGAGAAGAGGAAACGUGAUGAAGUUGAGGUAUACACUGAUCCUGUCCACAUUAGAGGAGGUGGAGGUUUGCAUCUGGUCUGGACUCUGAGAGAUGUGUCCGAGGGCUCUGUCCCCAAUGGAGACUCCCAGAGUGGUGUGGACAGUUUACGGAAGCACCUUCGAGCCGAUACCUUCACCCAGCAGCAGCUGGAAGCUUUGGAUCGAGUCUUCGAACGUCCUUCCUAUCCUGAUGUCUUCCAGGCAUCCGAGCACAUCAAAUCAGAACAGGGGAAUGAAUACUCUCUCCCGGCCCUGACCCCUGGACUUGAUGAAGUCAAGUCAGGUCUAUCUGCAUCUACCAACCCUGAGCUGGGCAGCAAUGUGUCAGGCACACAGACGUACCCCGUCGUGACUGGUCGUGAUAUGGCGAGCACCACUCUACCUGGUUACCCCCCUCAUGUGCCCCCCACUGGCCAGGGAAGCUACCCUACCUCCACCCUGGCAGGAAUGGUGCCUGGGAGCGAGUUCUCAGGCAACCCAUACAGCCAUCCCCAGUACACCGCCUACAACGAGGCUUGGAGAUUCAGCAACCCCGCCUUACUAA
This is a messenger RNA of Cricetulus griseus (Chinese hamster), 1249 nucleotides long. The record is from RefSeq and is a predicted model, not a curated record. Lineage: Eukaryota; Metazoa; Chordata; Mammalia; Rodentia; Cricetidae.